Messenger RNA from Brachypodium distachyon (stiff brome), 3293 nucleotides. Its product is annotated as homeobox-leucine zipper protein ROC8. Gene Ontology annotation, biological process: regulation of DNA-templated transcription. Gene Ontology annotation, molecular function: DNA-binding transcription factor activity, RNA polymerase II-specific; DNA binding; lipid binding. The transcript has 10 exons. Bases 267 to 2624 code for a protein of 785 amino acids. Lineage: Eukaryota; Viridiplantae; Streptophyta; Magnoliopsida; Poales; Poaceae. The record is from RefSeq and is a predicted model, not a curated record.
GUCAUGGCCUCGACGGGCGCCUGCGUUUAAAAACCUGGCCCCUUAAUUUCGCCACCGGUUACUAGUAGCUCGCUACUGCUGUCCGCUGCUCUGGUGCUGGCCUGGCUUCAUCCCCCCUCUCUCUCUCUCUCUGAGCAAGAGGAAGAAGACACGGAGGAGGAGCCCUGAAGACCAAUCGGAGCGAAAUCGGGCCAAAAGCGUCCGUUUCUGCACGCGAAAAUAUGGAGCGAUGAGCGGAAGAGCAAGGAAGGAAACAAAAUGGGAGGAUGGAUGGAUGGCCUGACCAGCAGAAGGAACCAGGGAUCUCGCAGGAUAUUUCCGCUUCUGCUUCGCUGAUCUCGAGCUGUGCGUUACUUCUUUCUUGGUGUAUAAAUAGGAGCACAGGCCAGGCCAGAGUUCUCACACAGCACAGCACAACACAACACAGCAAUCUCUCUUCUCCUUCUUCGUUCCCCCAACGAGCGAGAGCUCCGACAGCCAUGGAUUUCGGCGACGACUUCCCGGAGGGCUCCGACAGCCAUGGCCAGCAGCAGAACAACCGCCGCAAGCGCUACCACCGCCACACCCCGCGCCAGAUUCAGACGCUCGAAGGGAUGUUCAAGGAGUGCCCCCACCCUGACGAGAACCAGCGUGCGCAACUCAGCCGCGAGCUCGGGCUGGAGGCCCGUCAGAUCAAGUUCUGGUUCCAGAACCGCCGCACCCAGAUGAAGGCGCAGCACGAACGCGCCGACAACUGCUUCCUCCGCGCCGAGAACGACAAGAUCCGGUGCGAGAACAUCGCCAUGGGUGAGGCGCUCAAGAACGUUAUCUGCCCCACCUGCGGCGGCCCCCCCGUCGGCGAGGACUUCUUUGACGAGCAGAAGCUCCGUAUGGAGAACGCCCGUCUCAAGGAAGAGCUGGACCGCGUGUCGUCCGUGGCGUCCAAGUUCCUGGGCAGGCCCUACUCGAUGUCGCAGAUGCCGCACGGCACGCCGCCGCUGUCCGUGAACUCGCUCGACCUCUCCAUGGGAAGCCUCGGCAUGGGCGGGCAGCCGCUCGGAGUCGGAGGUCUCGGCGGCGGGCCCACGCCGCAGGACUUGGAACUCCUCGGCUCGUCGGAGAUCCCGCAGUUCCAGAUGCCGGCGCCGGUAUCGGAGAUGGAGCGCCCCGUCAUGGCCGGGAUCGCAGCCCGCGCCAUGGACGAGGUGAUCCGCCUCGCGAACGCCGGCGAGCACGUUUGGAUCAAGGUCCCUGGAGGGGACGGCUACGAGACCCUCAACGUGGACACAUACGACAGCCUGUUCGGCAAGCCCGGCAGCAGCUCGUCCUUCCGCGCCGGCGACGUCCGCGUGGAGGGCACCCGUCACUGCGCGCACGUGUUCAUGAGCGCCGCGCCGCUCGUGGAGGUUUUCAUGGACACCAACAAGUGGAUGGAGUUCUUCCCCAGCAUCGUGGCCAACGCGCGCACCGUCGACAACCUGGUCAAUGGCCUGGAUGGGAGGAGCGAGUCUCUGAUCCUGAUGUACGAGGAGAUGCACAUGCUGACGCCGCUCGUGCAGUCCCGGGAGUUCAGCUUCCUGCGCUACUGCCGGCAGAUCGACCAGGGCCUGUGGGCCAUCGCCGACGUGUCCGUGGAGACGGAGCGCGACGCCCAGUUCGGCGUGCCGUCGCGCUCCCGCCGCCUGCCUUCCGGCUGCCUCAUCGCCGACAUGGCCAAUGGCUACUCCAAGGUGACUUGGGUGGAACACAUGGAGAUCGAGGACAAGGGCCCGAUAGGCGUGCUGUACCGCGACAUGGUGACCAGCGGAGCCGGGUUCGGGGCGCAGAGGUGGCUCGGCGCGCUGUCCAACGCGUGCGACCGCUACGGUGCCCUGGCGGCCCUUGCCGUGAUGAACGCCGCCGACCUGGGCGCAGUGACGGCUGACGGGAGGCGCAGCAUGAUGAAGCUGUCGCAGCGCAUGGUGGCCAACUUCUGCGGCGCCCUGACGGCGAACCAGCUCAUCGUGUGGACCACCAUCCCCGGCGGCGCCAACGACAUGAACGUGCGCGUCUCCCUGCACCGCGUCGACGAGCCGGGCCUCCCCAACGGCGUCGUCCUCAGCGCCGCCACCUCCGUCUGGCUCCCCGUCCCCUGCGACCACGUCUUCGUCUUCCUCCGCGACGUCAACACCCGCAACCAGUGGGACGUCCUGACGCACGGCAAUACGGUCCAGGAGGCCUGUCGCAUCCCCAACGGCUCCGAUCCCGCCAACUGCGUCACCCUGCUGCGGGGCGUGAACGCUAGCCACGACAGCAUGCUGGUGCUGCAGGAGAGCUGCGCAGACCCGUCGGGGUCCAUGCUGGUCUACUCCCCCAUCGACAUGCCGGCCGUCAACCUUGUGACCAGCGGCGAAGACACGGCGAACAUCCCCCUGCUGCCAUCCGGGUUCAUCAUCCUGCCCGACGGCCGCAACUCCGUGUCGGCGGGCGGCGGCGCCGGGUCCAGCGGCGGCGGCGUGCUGGCCGGCUGCGUCGUCACGGUCGCCUUCCAGAUCCUCAUCAGCUCCCUGCCGGCUUGCAAGGUCAACUCCGAGUCCAUCGCGACCGUCGGCGGGCUCAUCAACACUACAAUCGCCAACCUCAAGACCGCCCUCAACUGUGGCUGAAGAGUCCCGUCCGUGAGAGCCUAGCCCCCCGGCGAUCGAGAGGGGGAGAACGAGAGUUGAGUUGGUUGGCAACCUUGAAUGCCGGCAUUCAUGGACUCCACCUGCUGCUCACUCUCUCUUUUUCUCUCUCUCGCCCGGCCUCGUCGUCCAUCCAUACAUGCAUCCAUCAGAGAACAACAAAACUUGCUUAGGUUUCGUCCGUCUGAGACAUGGUUAUCGGUUUUGGUUUUAUUCUUCUCUUUAUUACAGGAUUUUGCUGGUUUUUCAGGGGUCGUUUAAUCUUUUAAUUUAGGCAUUCAUAUUCAUGCAUGCAUAUCAGUCAGUCAGAAAUCAUAAUCAGAAAGAGACAUUUUUAAGGCUUUUGAUAGUGAGGGAGUCAAGAACGCACCAAUGCUUGCCCCUUUCCUCGUGUGCUUUUUGCUGCUGCCGCAAACCAAUCACCAUUUGCACCAUGAAUUCCCCAUCACAUUGUUUGGUUUGGUUUGGUUUGCCUUUCUUUCUCCAUCGAUCUCUCCUCCGUUUAUUUUCCCUUGUGUUUUGUGUGUGUGGGCAGCAGCCAGCAGGGGUAUGAAUUGCGUGGUUCGGGUAUUGACUUCUCUCCAUCAAUGUAAAGGCCUUGAAUGAACAUUCAUUUCGGUUAUAAAUGGAAAGGAAAGAGAUCUGGUAAAA